AUGCGCUCGCGUGGUUCUUACGUACUUGCUCGGCUCGAGCAGUUCUUCGACGACACGAUCGUCCUGGCGAGCAGAAAUGGAGAGCUUCCUGUCGUUGAAGCGCUGCGCGAGUAUGCCAGUUACAUCGCCCUCACGGAAAGCUUUUUCGAAGCUGUUCGCUGGUACUCACUGGUCCGCGACCACCGGGAAAUCGUGCGUCUGCUCGCAAGCAAUAUCAGCGCAGAGGCGUUGGUUCAAGCGAUCACCCGAUGCGUCUCGCCCAGUCGUGCUGGAAUGGACGCUGUGCGCGUGCUCUCGAAUCAGCUGAUGCUGGCCAUCAACGAGUUCGCGGCAUCCGUCAUCGACGAAGACCCCCGCGGGUUUGUUAUCAAUCCCGUGCUUGAUGAAGAAAUCAUCGAAGCGGGCAGAACUGGGGCGAUUCAAACGGGUGGGAUGCGAUGGAAGGAGCCAAUGAUGCGCUGGCGCUGGAAGAUGGAGCACACCCGAGACUUCGGCUGUCAAUUGCUGGUUCGCUUCACCCUCCAGGACGAGAAAGAACCAGAUGAGAACGGCAUUGUGGUUGACGCGCAGUUCACCCCUAACUCUGCAACUUCUGCAACAGGAGAUGGCGCGUUGCAGUGCGUGUUCCCAGCCGCGCUUCCAGGGUUCUACGAGCUCGAGGGCAAAAUCAUCGCGCACGACUCGAACGCGGCCAUCCAGCCUAUCUGGCCGAACCCGUACUCGCUGCAGAUGGUGGUCGACAACGCACCCUUCGGCAUGUCCGUGAGCUACCCGUAUCGCAACCGCUUCAGCGGCAGCAGCUCCGGAAACAACGGCGCCGUCAAGUUCUACGCGCACGGCCAGGUCCGCGAGUUCAUGUUUUCUGCCGUCGAGAUGCAGCAGAAGCCCAACUUCCAAGUCGUGGACUGGGCCGAUCAAGGCAUGGUGUACACGUCCAUGAAGUACUCGGGGCUCACCCCGCGCCUCGUGUCGAGUGCUGCGACCUCCAGCGUCAACGGCCAGCCGCUUGGUGGACAAGUGCGCGGCUCCAAGUUCGUGAUCGCGUACAACUCCGGCCAGAAGUGGGUGAUCUACGCACUCUCGAGCGACGGUCGCAUGGAAGACUGCUCCGUUGGUCUGCUGCACUUCGCGAUGAAGCACCAGGUCGAGUCCAUCGACACGAGCGCCGGGGCCCGCAAGGCUUUCACGACGCCGGGCGGCUCGGCCGACCCUGUGUGGGAGAUCAAGGAGACCCAGCCCGUACCCGAAGACUUCUACCCGGCCCGCAAGAUCGCGUUUGCCGUGGCUCAGCAGCAGCGCGUCCUCGACCACCUGCGCGAAGACAUCAACGCCGCGUGGUCCAUUCCGCUUGACGGCAGCUACUACUUCAACGGCAAGGCUGCCCAGAAGUACGCCUCCUUGUGCUUGAUCGCGAACGACGCGGUCGUCAUCUACGGCGGCAUCGUGAGCUCGCAGGGCUUGAAGACCAAGGACCUUAACUCGGACUUCGGCAACACCAUGUACAACGACCACCACUUCCACUACGGCUACUGGGGCAAGGACCAGGAGAGCACGUCGGAGGACGUCAACUUCGCCUUCGGCAUGUACAUGUUCGGCAAGGCGACCAACAACGCGGCGCUUGAGGCCGUCGGCAAGCUCAUGACGCGCGUCAACGCUCACGCCAUCAAGGCGUACUUCCUCAUCGAGGACGCCAACCAGAUCCACCCGACCAACUUCCGCCUCAACAAGGUCACGGGCAUCUUCUUCGACAACAAGUUCGUCAAGGAGGAGUGGGAGCAGGUGCUGAACAAGGAGACGAUCGUCACGCGCGAGGACACGUGGCUCUCGCUGCUGUACGCCAGCUUCGCCAUGGUGGACAAGCAGCGCGCGCUGGGUGUGCUGCAGAAGGCCAAGAUGGACGACGGCCUCUCGCGCUCCUGGGCGCUCUACAUGGCCGCCAGCUUCGCCGAGUGA
Molecule: messenger RNA, 1953 nt
Organism: Phytophthora sojae
Lineage: Eukaryota; Oomycota; Peronosporomycetes; Peronosporales; Peronosporaceae
Product: putative glycosyl hydrolase family 81 protein
Exons: 9
Coding region: 1-1953 (650 amino acids)
Molecular function (GO): endo-1,3(4)-beta-glucanase activity
Source: RefSeq, a predicted model, not a curated record